This is a messenger RNA of Diaporthe citri, 1377 nucleotides long. RefSeq lists its product as uncharacterized. NCBI's taxonomy places the organism in Eukaryota, Fungi, Ascomycota, Sordariomycetes, Diaporthales, Diaporthaceae. The transcript is spliced from 2 exons. The coding region runs from base 1 to 1377 and encodes 458 amino acids. The record is from RefSeq and is a predicted model, not a curated record.
AUGUCUCAAAGACCUCUAGCCGAUCUGAAUCACAACAACAUUAUCAAUUUCAAAAUUCCAAACAAACAGGACCGUACCAAACAUGAGGCCCAAUUUACCCAAAUGCUCGAUUCUAUGGACAAGGCCGAGGAUAAUUUCGGAGUGCUCCUUGCGGCCGCCACACGAAUGUCGAGCAUUUUCGCAAAUUUCAACCAGUCCACUAGAUUUGACACUGAAGGUGUGAACAAUUUGGUUCAAGAUCUCAAGAAGAUUUUCGCACUUCUCCGCCUGCGCCUACGUCGAGAUUAUGGUUUCGAAGCGCGCCCCGGCAGAAGAGUCGCCACACCUGGUGAAAGACUGCCGGACAGGAUUGUCCAGGAUGCCUACCAGAACCUCUGUCCCCUGACGACAUUGUUGCAGUCAGUUGCACAAAGUAUUAGUGAUUUGAAAGUGGGCGUUCAAUCCGGAUCAACACACAAUGGUUGGGGUGCUAUCGACCCGCUUCGCAGGGUCCUCAACCGGAUGGAAGAAAAUUUGUAUCAGGUCGGCGGCGAAUACACUGGCUUGGCACAAUGCAUCAUGUUCCAUGAGAGGAAUUCACGAUACAUUGUCACGUCGACUGCACCUCGCUACAAACACAUCAACGGCCUACAAAUAUACGCGCUCGGCCUAUGGCACAACAACAUUCUCAGAAUGAGGAAUGUACUCCCGCCGCAGUCCCUUGAACGCGUUGAGAAAUUGGAGGACUAUUCCGAAAACCUGAAGAAAGUAUGGGUAAAGCUACCAAAGGAAGGGAGAAAGUGGACUGGGGCUGCGCCGCCGGUCGUGGAGUCCAUCAUGGGCUGUAACGCGUCAUUCGGGAACACAGGAGUCUACAUGACGGCUUGCCUCUUGGACCACCUCAGAUUCCAGAUGACCCGGCCCGAGAAAGCGGAUAAGAGUGAGCGCAACGCAGGGAACAGAGACGUCCACGGUCCGUUCUCAUGUGCAGAGUGGGAACUGUACAUCACCUUGUUGAACGACCCGGACCCAGACCAGCCCUAUGCUCCUCGUGUUGUUGCCAUGAGCUAUGGCAUGCCAAAGGCGAGGACGUGGGAAACACACAAACCCGCCCAACGCCCACCUACGACAACAAACGUUCCGCCCAGACCGUCCCCACUGCCAGCUUACCCUAAGCCAACCGCACAGAGAGUCGGCAUGGGUAAAUCCUCAACGUUUGGAAACCAUCCGCAAGCACUGCGACACGAAGCCGCCGGCCAGGUCAUUACGAAAAGACCAACCCCGCCGCAGAAGUCUCAUCCACAAGGCUACCACACUCAAGCUCCAAGACCGGCACCUGCUCCAUAUACUCAACUGCCGGAGAAGAAAAAGGCCAAGCCGAGAAGAUGUUGUUUCUAA